AUGGAAAGAAUAUUUAUAAUAAAUAUAGUUAUUAAAAUACUUACUGAUUAAAAGAGAAAAUAAAUGGAGAGAUCGAUUUUUAAAGAUUAAUCUUACGAGGGCUAUUAUGAUUUACCUUACGAUGUAGAUUAUUUUGUUAAUCCUUAUUAAGCUAACUUUUAAAUGGAUAGGAUUUCUUAAAGAUUAAGGGAAGAUAUUAUUAAAUAAAAUAAAAAUCAUAUAGAAAUAAUUCAUAAUAAAUAUAAAAUAUAAAAAUUAAUUAUUAAUUUAAUAUUAUAUUCUAUAUCAGUAUUGUUCAGAACUCUAAUCAGAAUUAAUUAUCAAUUCCGCAUAUAUAUGAUGAAUAAUCAAAUAAUAAUUAAAUUAAUGGAUUCUAGAUAAUCAAAAGUAAUUGAGAAGAUUGAAAAAGCUGGCUUACUCGAGAAGCAUAACCAGCUAAUUACUUAAGGUUGCACUAAUCCUUGGUUAAAUUAUAGACUUUUAAAAGAGUAUGAUGGAAAUCUGGAUUAAGUUGUAGUCGUUUACAAUGAACAUAAAAAAAGAAAGGAAGAAUAGAAUGCUAAAGCAAUUAAGAUCUUAGAAACUAUGGGUUGGCUUAAUAAACAUUAAGAACUUGUUGAAAAAGGGUUCGAUAAGGUUAAAAAAAAUUUAAAAGCAUUACUCAGAACUGAAGGAGAUGUAGCUAAAAGCAUUGAAAAAUUAAGUAACAAGAAAGCCCUUGAGACAGAUUAACCAAUUGAAUAAAUCAUUGAAUAACAUGGAUUUAAAGUUUAAUAUGAAAAAUUGAAAGAAAUGGGAUAUGAUAAUGAAAAGAGAAUUGUUAGAUUAUUAUUGAAAUUCAAUGGAAAUUUAGAACAAAUUAUUGAAAAAUUAUUGAGUGGAAAAUAAGGAAAAAAUAGAUAAUGUAAGAAAAGAGAAGGAAAAUGUUAAAAAGAUAAAGCAUCAUAAGAAUUCUAAGAAUUUAAAUAGAAAAAGAAAGAAUUCAAAAAGAAGCUUCAACAACUUGAAUAAAGUGGAAUUCAUCGCCAUAAGGCAGUGAAACUUUUGGCCAUUUGGAAUGGAGACGCUGAUGCUGUCAUCAAAUGGUUCAAUUAAGUUUAACCAUAAACCAAAGUUGAAGCAUAAACUUUGUAAGAACAAUAAGUUCUUGCUAAGGAAUGAGUUUUAUAAACUCAAAAAGUUAGGGAGGGAGGGUCGGAUAUAUGAUAUAUAUAUAUAAACAUAUAAAU
Molecule: messenger RNA, 1229 nt
Organism: Paramecium sonneborni
Lineage: Eukaryota; Ciliophora; Oligohymenophorea; Peniculida; Parameciidae
Source: the annotation of a GenBank genome assembly